Molecule: messenger RNA, 2328 nt
Organism: Arvicola amphibius (Eurasian water vole)
Lineage: Eukaryota; Metazoa; Chordata; Mammalia; Rodentia; Cricetidae
Gene: Pomgnt2
Product: protein O-linked mannose N-acetylglucosaminyltransferase 2 (beta 1,4-)
Exons: 2
Coding region: 137-1951 (604 amino acids)
Biological process (GO): protein O-linked glycosylation via mannose
Cellular component (GO): endoplasmic reticulum
Molecular function (GO): protein binding; protein O-acetylglucosaminyltransferase activity
Source: RefSeq, a predicted model, not a curated record
UCCUGCAGGGCAGGCGCACGGUGGACACCUGCGACACCCGGGCUGUCAGGUGAGCAGCAGGGUCUGCGGCGCAGCUGGGCCCGGGGGUCCAAGCCCGGUUUCAGGCUCUUCCUUGUCCUCCGACACAGAGGGAUGGAUGCGUGAAGCCCACCGGGCUGUGGCACUGCCCAGCCGUCGUCAUCUCCCUAAGAACCCUGGUGGCUGUAGGAUGCACCUCUCUGCGGUGCUCAAUGCCCUCCUGGUGUCCGUUCUGGCUGCCGUUCUGUGGAAGCAUGUGCGCCUGCGCGAGCAUGCAGCCGCCCUAGAGGAAGAGCUGGCCCUCGGGCAGCAGUCCCUGGACCCGGUCUCGGGACUGAGGGUUGACUACCCAAAGGCCCUGCAGAUCCUCACGGAGGGUGGCACCCAGAUGGUGUGCACUGGCCGCACCCACACGGAUCGCAUCUGUCGCUUCAAGUGGCUCUGCUACUCCAAUGACAUCGAAGAGUUCAUCUUUUUCCAUGGCAACUCAUCCAUGAUGCUGCCCAAUCUGGGCGCCCGGCGCUUCCAGCCCGCGCUGUUGGACCUGUCCACCGUGGAGGACCAUAACGCCCAGUACUUCAACUUUGUGGAGCUGCCUGCGGGAGCCCUGCGCUUCUUGCCAAAGCCAGUGUUUGUGCCCGAUGUGGCCCUCAUCACCAACCGCUUCAACCCCGAUAACCUCAUGCAUGUCUUCCAUGACGACCUGCUCCCCCUCUUCUACACGCUGAGGCAGUUCCCAGGUCUGGCCCAAGAAGCCCGGCUCUUCUUCAUGGAGGGCUGGGGUGAGGGCGCCCACUUUGACCUUUACAAACUCCUUAGCCCCAAGCAGCCGCUGCUACGCUCGCAGCUCAAGACGCUGGGCCGUUUGCUCUGCUUUUCCCACGCUUUUGUGGGCCUGUCCAAGGUCACCACCUGGUACCAGUAUGGCUUUGUCCAGCCCCAAGGCCCAAAGGCCAACAUCCUCGUCUCUGGCCACGAGAUCCGGCAGUUCACGCGGUUCAUGAUCGAAAAGCUGAACGUGAGCCACACAGGGGCGCCGCUGGGCGAGGAAUAUAUUCUGGUCUUCAGUCGCACCCAGAACAGACUCAUCCUGAACGAGGCGGAGCUGUUGCUGGAGCUAGCGCAAGAGUUCCAGAUGAAGACGGUGACGGUGUCGCUGGAGGACCACAGCUUUGCAGACGUGGUGCGGCUGGUCAGCAACGCUUCCAUGCUAGUCAGCAUGCACGGUGCCCAGCUGGUCACAGCCCUCUUCCUGCCCCGUGGGUCCACCGUGGUUGAGCUCUUCCCCUACGCUGUCAACCCUGACCACUACACCCCAUACAAGACGCUGGCCACCCUGCCUGGCAUGGACCUGCAGUACGUAGCCUGGAGAAACAUGGUACGGGAGAAUACAGUCACGCACCCCGAGCGGCCCUGGGACCAAGGGGGCAUCACCCACCUGGACCGGGCUGAGCAGGCCCGCAUCCUCCAGAGCCGAGAGGUCCCCCGGCAUCUCUGUUGCCGGAACCCAGAGUGGCUCUUCCGAAUCUACCAGGACACCAGAGUGGACAUCCCGUCCCUCAUGCAAUCCAUUCAGCGUGUAGUGAAGGGCCGGCCGGGACCGCGGAGGCAGAAGUGGGCAUUCAGCCUGUACCCAGGCAAGGUGCAGGAGGCUCGAUGCCAGGCGUCUGUGCAGGGCGCCACCGAGGCCCACCUGUCUGUGUCCUGGCAGAUGCCGUGGAACCUCAGAUUCCUUAAAGUGAAGGAGGUGAGGUAUGAGGUGUGGCUGCAGGAGCAAGGUGAGAACACGUACACGCCGUACAUGCUGACCCUGCAGAACCACACCUUCACGGAGAACAUCAGACCUUUUACCACCUACCUGGUGUGGGUCCGCUGCAUCUUCAACAGGAGCCUCCUGGGACCUUUCGCAGAUGUCCUGGUGUGCAACACGUAGCUAUUAGGCCGCGGCUCUCCCAGGUCCACAGCCCUGCUGGCAACUGUGGUGAUGACUUACCUAUUUAUUGAGUGGGCCUGGGCUAGGCCUUCUCCCAGGGGCUUCUCACUGCUGCGGGUGUGCCCUAAAGAGGUGGUGCCCUCCCCUUCUGCCACUCUGAGGGGAAAUUCCUUUGUGGUGAGGAGGAAGCACCCGUAGGUCCCAGGGAUCAGCUCUUGCUAAUUGAUCCGCUGUCUCCUGCCGUGGCCAUGGUACGGGUCCUGGCUUCUAGAAAUGGUGGUCGUGUGGUUGGUGGGCUAGGCAGAUGGUCUCUGUGAAUUUCAUCUGUAGCUGAGUGACAGGUGUGUUUGGAGCAGUCAUUAAAUGAUGAACAUCUA